Purpureocillium takamizusanense is the source of this 435-nucleotide messenger RNA. It is a transcript of the gene uvi31, whose product is annotated as BolA domain UV induced protein Uvi31. Bases 1 to 435 code for a protein of 144 amino acids. The transcript has 3 exons. The record is from RefSeq and is a predicted model, not a curated record. Lineage: Eukaryota; Fungi; Ascomycota; Sordariomycetes; Hypocreales; Ophiocordycipitaceae.
AUGUUCCGAAGAUACGCCCUCGGCUUCUCGAGCGUGGGACGCCAGCUCUCAACCAUGAGUUCCAGCACGCCCAUGGAGGAUGCCAUCCGCGCCAAGAUCAUGGCGGCGCUCAACCCGCAGACGCUCGAGAUUUACAAUGACUCGCACCUGCACGCACACCACAAGCCCAUGCAGGGCAGCACCUCCAAGGAGACUCACUUCAGGCUGGUCAUCACGUCCACCGCCUUCCAGUCCAAGAUGCAGCCCGCUCGCCACCGCAUGGUCUACGCCCUGCUGCGCGACGAGAUGGCUCAGGAAAACGGCAUUCACGCCCUCCAGCUGCGUACCCUGACGCCCGACGAGGAGGAGCGUCAAAAGAAGAAGCAGGCCGAUGCUGCCGCUGCCAAGGAGGGUAACGCUGCUGCUGCCUCUGCCUCGACCGCCGGUGAGCCGUGA